This is a messenger RNA of Episyrphus balteatus (marmalade hoverfly), 588 nucleotides long. RefSeq lists its product as uncharacterized. The coding region runs from base 89 to 577 and encodes 162 amino acids. The record is from RefSeq and is a predicted model, not a curated record. Lineage: Eukaryota; Metazoa; Arthropoda; Insecta; Diptera; Syrphidae. The transcript is spliced from 3 exons.
CAGCACCAGUACCCAAUUCAAGGAACUGUCGUCCAAAAUAGACAAAAUUUUGGAAAGACAGCGUUCCACUGAGGUGAAGGUGCAGGCCAUGCAAGGAAUGCUGGAGGCAUUCAUGGCGUCCAAAAUUGCAAAAGAGAAUGCAGAGGAAGUGGAUGAGGAACUGCGACUGGAUGAAAUUUUCCCACUUACCUCUGUCCAACAAAUUGAGGAAAUCGAGGAAAAACUCCAUCAAAAUGCAGCAUUCAAAAAAAAAUUGGUCCGUAAGUUGAGCUCAUAUGGGGGGGUCAACGGAAUGAAAACGAUCCGCACUAUUUGCAAGUGCAUUUUUACGGAUCCACUACUGGCAGAACAUUCUUGGCUGGGGACUAAUGCCAAAAAAAGUUUCAGCCAAUACAAAUUCCUGUAUAAAACUAUAUUGGAAGCGGUCCGAUCAAGGUACCCCACUUAUAGUGAAGCUGAGGGUGCUUCAUUUUUUAAAGGCUUUUUGAAGCAAGCCCCAUUUCGAAUGGGAAAACCGUCCACAAAUACCAGUUCCAACACCAGCUCCUCUGCCUCUGACGGGCAAUCCACAACAUAAUUAAGUUAAGC